AUGGCCGCCGCGUUGGAGGAAACACCUGUGUCGUAUGAAGACCUGGCCGAUAUCGAGAGGGAAUUCGAUGAUGUUGAGACUGAGAUCAUCCGCCAACAAGUCCAACUCACAACUCCCCUCUACGAACGACGGUCCAAAACCGUAUCCCAAAUCCCCAACUUCUGGCCUCUGGUCCUCGAACAAGCUCCCUCAGACAUAGACCAAUACAUCCAACCGUCCGACUCGGCGCUUCUCCUCUCCUCUCUAACCUCACUAUCCGUCUCACACUUCGAAAUCCAAACCGAGAAGCCCGAUAAAUGCAUAUCUCGAGACCCGCGAUCCGUGUCAAUACGCUUUGAAUUCGCCGAGAACGAAUACUUUGAGAACAAAGUCCUCGAGAAGAAAUUCUGGUACAGACGGAGCAAAGACGGCUGGUCAGGCCUGGUCUCGGAACCCGUGCCUAUAAAAUGGAAGAAAGACCGCGACCUCACCGGCGGAUUACUCGACAUGGUCGUCAAAGCGUGGGAAGUUGCACGAUCUUCUCCUCCCGCUCUCACGAAGACAAAUAAGGGCGAGUUGACGCCCGAGCAAAAGGCGCUGAAGAAGAAGAUCGAGAAUACGGGUAUGGGAGGCCUGAGUUUCUUCGCCUGGUUCGGCUUCAUAGGACGGCACGUCUCGGCGGAAGAGAGCGCGCAGGCUACGGCGCUGGAGAGGGAGAAGAGGAGUAAACGGGGUAGAUCACAUACGAGCGAUAGCAGCGAGGAGGAGGAAGACGACGAGGAGGAUGAUGAUUUAGGCAUGAGUUUGGAGAUCUUUCCCGAUGGCGAUGACCUCGCUGUUGCGUUUACGGACGAUCUGUGGCCGGGUGCUAUUAAGUAUUUCACACAAGCACAAGAACAAGACGCCCUCUCAGACGCCGACUUCGAAUCCGACGACGACGACGACGACGACGAAGCCGACGAACCGGCCUUCAACUCCGGUGCUGAAACUGAAGAAGAAAACGGCGGUCGCCCGACGAAGAAAAGGAGGUCUGAAUAA
This is a messenger RNA of Mollisia scopiformis, 1017 nucleotides long. Its product is annotated as NAP family protein-like protein. Gene Ontology annotation, molecular function: chromatin binding; histone binding. Gene Ontology annotation, biological process: nucleosome assembly. Gene Ontology annotation, cellular component: chromatin; nucleus. Lineage: Eukaryota; Fungi; Ascomycota; Leotiomycetes; Helotiales; Mollisiaceae. The transcript has 3 exons. The record is from RefSeq and is a predicted model, not a curated record. Bases 1 to 1017 code for a protein of 338 amino acids.